Molecule: messenger RNA, 1347 nt
Organism: Polistes canadensis
Lineage: Eukaryota; Metazoa; Arthropoda; Insecta; Hymenoptera; Vespidae
Biological process (GO): detection of chemical stimulus involved in sensory perception of smell; sensory perception of smell
Cellular component (GO): plasma membrane
Molecular function (GO): odorant binding; olfactory receptor activity
Source: RefSeq, a predicted model, not a curated record
AUGGAUAUUGAACAUUAUGUAUUUAUAAAUAAAAAAGUUUUACAAUUUGUUGGAUUUUAUCCAACAAAUAAAGUGCGAAGUCUUUUUUGUGUAUUGUGCAUGUUUCUUAUCGGUAUACCACAAUUAAUACAAAUUUACCAGGAUUGGAAUGAUUUAAAUAUAGUUUUAGAAGUCAGUUCAGUGUUACUUAUGAUAUUACUUGGUAUAUCAAAAGCAUUGGUAUGUACUAUAAAUAGUACUAAUGUGGAAAUUCUUAUUAAUUUUUUAUUAACGGAAUUUUGGGAAUAUGCAAUAAAUAAUACAUCUUAUAGAAACUUAGAAAAAUAUGCUAUGCAAGCUAAAAAUAUUACAAAGGGAUAUUUGUUUUUGAUAUUUAAUGCCUUACUAAUAUUUUUCAUGUUGCCAUUGAUCGAUAUAUUCAUUUUAAAAUAUAAAGGAAUACUUAGUAAUGAUUCCAACAGUUUCCCUUUUAUGGCAUCAUAUCCUGAUUUCUUUUAUGAAUUUCCUCUCUAUGAGAUUACUUACACCUCUCAGGUAAUAGCAACAGUUAUUUGUGGUCUUCUUAUACUAGCAACAGAUACUUUGAUAGCUACAGCUAUAAUUCACACGUGCGGUCAUUUUGUAACAUUGCAAAAGAAUCUAAACAAUUUGAAUAAAAGUUGCAACAUGGUAUAUAGUAUAUUAUUUUAUGCUGCAAAUUUUCCAAAAAUUCAGUAUAUACAAGUCAUCAUUAUUUUAGGCUUAUCAACUUCGAUAUCAGGAAAAAAGAUCGGGAAAAAUAAUAAAACGUAUAAAAUACCAAUUAAUACAAAAUAUAAAAUACAAUAUUGUAGAUUUUGCGAAAUAAUGGAGAACAAUUUUAGUUUAAUGUUGCUUUUGCAAACUGUAUCUAGUAGUCUAAUAAUCUGUUUAGUAGGUGUACAAGUCAGUAUUGUAAGUAUUAAAAAACUUAAUAUAUUAAGUGGUUUAACAGAUAGUACUAAAUUAAUGAAAUAUUUUUCCUAUUUAAUCAUGGCACUAUCUCAACUACUAUUAUUUUGUUUUCCCGGAGAUCAGCUGAUUUAUGAGGUAAUAAAAUCAAAUUUACAAAAAUAUAUAAAUGUAUAUUAUUGUAACAAAUGUAUUAUAUCAUAUAAGAGUUCUAUGGUUAGCAAAACUGUAUACUCCAUAAAAUGGUAUCAGAUAUCUACACCAAUAAAAUCUGAAAUAUGUAUGAUGAUAUUACGCAGUCAAAAACCAUGUUAUAUAACUGCUGGCAAAAUCUAUGUAAUGCAUUUAGAAAACUUUAAUGCGAUUUUGAAUACUUCUCUCUCAUAUUUUAUGGUUCUUAAGAAUUUUAACACAUAG